This is a messenger RNA of Archocentrus centrarchus (flier cichlid), 1856 nucleotides long. RefSeq names its product homeobox protein Hox-B6a-like. Bases 1 to 855 code for a protein of 284 amino acids. The record is from RefSeq and is a predicted model, not a curated record. Gene Ontology annotation, molecular function: DNA-binding transcription factor activity, RNA polymerase II-specific; RNA polymerase II cis-regulatory region sequence-specific DNA binding. Gene Ontology annotation, biological process: regulation of transcription by RNA polymerase II; anterior/posterior pattern specification. The transcript is spliced from 2 exons. Lineage: Eukaryota; Metazoa; Chordata; Actinopteri; Cichliformes; Cichlidae. Gene Ontology annotation, cellular component: nucleus.
AUGAAUUCCUAUUUUGUCAACUCUUCAUUCCCGGUGACGCUACCGGGAACGGGUGGAAGCGGGCAGGCGGGGGCGGCAGCAGAGUCGUUCCUGGGUCAGAUCCCUCUGUACUCAUCGGGAUACGCCGCCGACCACCCGCUUAGGCACUACCCCGGGGCCGUUACCGCAGCCGUAGCAUACAGCGCCAGCGGACCCGGCACGCACCAGGAAAAACCGUACUCAGCGUCCAAUUACUACCAGCAGGCGGCCAAUGGAGCGUACACCGGACACCGGGCGACAGCAGCAGCGGCAGGAGUCGGUGUUGGGGGCGCGACCGGAACCGGCGCCUGCGACUAUGCCACGGCGGCGGCAGCAGCGGCGGCUGCAGCUGCAGCCACAAGUUUCUACAGGGAUAAGGAGCUCCCAUGCAGUCUGGAUGAGCAUCAGCUCGCGCUCAGCCAGGACGGUAUGCAGCGUAAAACAGAGUGCGUGGGACUCAGUGGAAAGGGGCUAUUCGGAGAAACGAUGGACGACAAACAGUCGGCGUCAGUGCCCAUUUAUCCAUGGAUGCAGCGGAUGAACGCCUGCAAUGGGACCUUCAGUAGCCCCGGGAGACGCGGUCGGCAGACGUACACUCGCUACCAGACGCUCGAGCUCGAGAAGGAGUUUCACUUCAACCGGUACCUCACGCGGCGACGUCGGAUCGAGAUCGCGCACGCGCUGUGCCUCACGGAGCGGCAGAUUAAAAUUUGGUUCCAGAACCGGAGGAUGAAGUGGAAGAAGGAGAACAAGCUGAUAAACUCCUCUUCUACAUCAUCUUCUUCGUCUUCUUCCACGGUGAACGGUGCAGAUGAAGAGGAGAAACGGACUGAGUAAAAGAGGAGGAAAAAAUAAACUGAUGUAAACGAGGAAGGGGAGGAUAGAAGAAAGAAGAAAAGACAUGCUGGUUAAUCUCGUCCCGCCAUGCCCCCAAGGUUUCCAGGCUAUUGUCUGUCUCCCUCCCUCUCUCUGUUUUUUUUUUUUUUUUUUUACCUGAGCAGUGGCGAAACAAAGAAAUGGGAAAAGAGGAUUCUUUUUUUAGCCCUCUAAUAUCAACUCUUUCUGUAAGCUAUAUUUACCGCUCUGUGUGGUCUGAUAGUUGGAAAUAAUUUGUAAAACACUCUACAGCAAGAACCAUGUAAUUGUGGAAAAGAGCAAAUGCGAUUAAAAAAAUGGGGUGGACAAGCAACAUGGCAUUAAAGAAUACAGUAGAUAACUUUAAAAAAAAAGAAAAAAAAGAAAGAAAGAUAGAACGAAAGAAAAGCACCCAACAGCAAAAAGCUGUUUUGAAACACAAUUUAUUGCUGCAUUCCACUUACUUCUUACUGUACUUUUUUAUGGCUAUGCAUAUUUAAUUUAUUUUUUUAUUCUGUCAAAGCCUUCCUGUCACGCACUUCUUUUCGGGCUUUAGGACUUGACUUCAGGCUGUUUCCUUCCCGAUUUUUUUUUUUUUUUUUUAAUUUUGUAAAUGUGUGUAGCCUAUAAUACCUUUAAUUACACGUGCAACUAUGCUCUGCAUACACACAAACAGGGAGGAAAAUCUAUUGGAGGUAUGUAAGUCAUAUGGUGUUCAUAUUUAAACUGUAUAGAAAUAAGCGAGGAAAAAACACCUUGUACGUGAAAAUAAUGUAACUAAGGUUGUGGGGAAAUUUCCAGUAUAGAGAGAGUGGUUGAAGGUCGGGGUGGGGUUUGAGGUUUUUAACCUACUGAUGUUAUUCGCCAAACUACCUAAAAACAUUCAGGAAAGUGUAUAUUUUAUGGAUUUUUGACAUGUUUUGUUUAUGUUAGUGUUAUUGUCAAGUAAUUACCUAUACUGCCUAUGAAAAAUGUUCAAUAAA